This is a messenger RNA of Aspergillus sclerotioniger CBS 115572, 1679 nucleotides long. RefSeq names its product protein HGH1. The transcript is spliced from 5 exons. Bases 465 to 1562 code for a protein of 365 amino acids. The record is from RefSeq and is a predicted model, not a curated record. Lineage: Eukaryota; Fungi; Ascomycota; Eurotiomycetes; Eurotiales; Aspergillaceae.
CUUUGAUAACAGCCAAUACCUAAUAAACUGGGUGAAUUGGCUCAUCGGAAGCCUGCAGACAUCCCUGAUUUAGGUGCUCACCCCUAAGGCAGGCGCGAUCUCUCUGGUGAGUAUUUUUUUGCUGUCUCCAUCAGUGGAUUACUUUCCAUCCAGAUUCCUGGGUCACUAUCUACCAUGGCACCACCCGAUUCUGUCAGAAUCAUAGGAUCUCUUUUGUAGAAUGGUUCCUCACAAGUACCAUGCUCUAACCGGGAUACUGACCUGACCAGGUACUUAGAGCCUCAUGCGCGUGUGCCGCACAAACCAGAUGAUACCAAAUCGAGUGGGCGGUACCGAAAUCCUGACGGUCUGAGUCGUCGACCCCACCAACCGGCGGGGAAAGAAGACGACGAAAAGGAAGGAGGAGCGCGCAUUGCGAUUGCUCCUCUUGCUCGGCUCUUAACUGGAACCUAGUAUCCCUCAAUAUGCCGACUGAGCUAGAAGAGCUUGUUGAAUUCCUACACCAUGGGAAUACGCCGAUCAGACAAAUCGCAUGCGAAAAUUUGGUUGGCUUUUCAGUCUCCCAGCCGGAGCUUUUCAAACGCCACCAGCUCCUACCAGUGCGCGAUCUGAAGCUCUUGGUCCGCGAUUACACACCUAUUGCCAAAAAUGCUAUAACGAUACUUAUCAACCUCUCGGCCGAUGAGGAAGUGUUGGCUUCUCUUGCCGAGGACGAUACUUUCAUUGAAACGCUUUUGGCACAAUUGACGAACAUCAAAGAGCCAAAUGCAGAUGAUGUCGCCAUGCUAUUUGCCAACCUCGCAAAAUCAGACAAGAUGGAGAGGUUGCUCACAUUGAAGCGGAAGAUUCCAGAGGCAGUGUCUAACUCUGUUAAUGCGAUCGAUCAGCUGAUGGACUGUUUUGUUAAAGGAGCCCAAGGCGCCCUUAACAAGAAUGCCAAUUUUGAUUAUUUGUCCUACUUGUUUGCCGACCUCUCGAAAUUUGAGGAAGGGCGGGCCUAUUUCACUUCUAAACAGGCCUACGACGAUGUCGUUCCUGUAACGAAACUAACCGUGUUCACAGAGCACACGAGCGCAAUCCGGAGAAAGGGAGUUGCAUCGACUAUUAAGAACGUUGCAUUUGACUUGCCCUUCCAUCCCAAGCUCUUUUCUGAAGAUGACGCCAAUAUUCUUCCUUAUAUAUUGUUGCCGAUCAUGGGUCCUGAGGAAUUCGCUGAGGAGGAAGCCAUGGAAAUGCUUCCAGAUCUCCAGCUGCUACCCCCCGACAAACAAAGAGAUAGCGACACUAGCAUCAUUGUAACACAUCUCGAGACCCUGCUGCUGCUGACCACAACACGCGAAGGGCGGGAUAAAAUGAGGGCCAUCAAAGUAUACCCUAUAGUUCGAGAGUGCCAUCUUCAUGUUGAUGAUGAGGAUGUUCGUGAAGCUUGUGAUAGGUUAGUUCAGGUUUUGAUGCGGGACGAAGAAGGCGAAGAAAAAUCCUAUCAGAACCAGAUCGAAGGGAAGAGCAACAUCGACUUUACUUCGCAGGACGAUGAUCAAAACAUCGAGGAGCUAUUUUGAAAAACUGCAUGUGGAUGGUGUAUGUGUGUCAGAGGGAAUCGGAAGUUGGUACCAAUAGAAGACGCUACUAGUCAUUAUAUACUCGGUACAUUAGAUUGCCAAUCUUAUACUCCAAUU